Messenger RNA from Cuscuta campestris, 527 nucleotides. NCBI's taxonomy places the organism in Eukaryota, Viridiplantae, Streptophyta, Magnoliopsida, Solanales, Convolvulaceae. The record is from the annotation of a GenBank genome assembly.
AAUACCGCCCCCCCCACCUCGUCCUCAUAUAUCCAAUCCAAUAUACUAUUACUGAAUAAGAUAAUUAUAUUAAUCGAUUAUUAACAUUGUUAUUAUUGGAUAACAGAUUAAUUAACCCAGCCAUAUAAUUACAAUUUAUAAAUGGCGGGUGCAAUGAUCUCAUCAUCAUCCUUCUCCAGCUUGCUCGUUGCGUCGGCACUCCUCGUCACCUUCGUUUCACUAAUGCAUACUGCUCAGUCUUCUGCUUCUGAACCGGUGGCGGCGGUUCCGGUCCAUGCGGCGGCCCCUCCUCCCCCCCACCAGAUAGAUUGUGGGGCAGCAUGCGCCGGGCGGUGCAAGCUGGCGUCGAGGCAGAAGAUCUGCAUGAGGGCGUGCAAGACUUGCUGCGGCAGGUGCAACUGUGUCCCGCCCGGAACCUCCGGGAACAAGGAUGUUUGUCCGUGCUAUGCUAAUAUGACCACUCACGGCGGCAAGCCCAAGUGCCCUUAAUUCAUUCAUUCAUUCAAUUCCCUCCUCCUUGAGGAUGU